GAAAAGAACAAAUCACAAUCAUAUUAGAGGCCUGCAGCCCUCGCAGUUAACCUAGCUCCGGCCCACCAUUUCGAAAUGCGGCCCAUGACGAGCUCACCGUUACUCUCUCCAUCCCCGUCCCGUCUCCUCCGCCGCCUCUUCUCCCGUUCCCCUAGCCGCCGGAACCCUACGACCCCGCCGCCGCUUUCUCCACACCUCAGCCGCCGCCUCCCUCUCCCCCUAGCGGAAUCCAUGUCCACCGCUAGUACUAGGGCCCCCGACUCCGUCGUUGCCGAUUCCGACGCCGUCGCUCGCAAGGCCGCCGCCAUCCGCGCUGCCGGUGCAGCUAAGCUGCAGGUCAUCGCCGACUUCGACGGCACGCUCACUCGGUACUGGUACGACGGCUCCCGCGGCCAGACUAGCCAUGGGCUGCUGAAACAGGGUAACGAAGAGUUCGACGCCAAGAGGGACGCGCUGUUUGAGCACUACCACCCCAUCGAGAUCAACCCCGACAUUCCACUGCCCGAGAAGGCCAAACUCAUGGAAGAAUGGUGGGGGAAAACUCAUGGUCUCCUUAUUGAAGGGGGACUGACACAUGAAGCUAUAAAGAAGUCCGUGGCUGAUGCCUCAAUUGCUUUUCGAGAGGGAGUAGUGGAGCUCUUUGAGUUCUUGGAGGAUAGAGACAUUCCAGUAUUAGUAUUUUCUGCUGGACUUGCAGACAUAAUUGAGGAGGUCUUCCGGCAGAAACUCCACAGAUCGUUCAAGAACAUCAAGAUUGUGUCCAAUAGGAUGGCCUUUAAUGAAGAAGGCCGUCUUGUAGCGUUUAAAGGGAAGACAAUCCACGUUCUAAACAAAAAUGAACAUUCCUUGGACAUGGCAGCCCCGGUGCAGGGUAAUCUGGGGGAUCCAAAUGGAUCUACCGAUGACUAUUCAUUAGUGAAAAAGAGGACCAAUGUGCUGCUACUUGGAGAUCACAUCGGAGACCUGGGCAUGUCUGAUGGAUUGAACUAUGAGAACAGGAUAGCUGCUGGAUUCCUGAAUACCAACAUUGAGAAAUCUCUGAAAGAUUACUCCGAGGCAUUUGACAUCGUCUAUUUGAAUGAUGCUUCAAUGUGGGGGGUUGUUGACCUUGUAUCUGAUCUAUUCCCUAAAUCGAAUGUUCUUUAGCUCAACUUAGCAGCUAUCAGUCUUGCUUGCUCUGAAAUCUGGGGACUUUUAUACCCACAACUUGCUAACCUGCUAAGGUUGCUUCAUGAGAGGCAGCAUUUGUACAGCAAGGCCAGAAAGUCUUGUGAAUUGAUGAUUUUCAUUUACCUUUAAGCUUAUGCCACCUUCAUGUUCACCAUAACACUUGCGUGUCAUGAAAUAUCAAAAUUGUUCUCAGAAGGUUUUUGUUGUCA
Messenger RNA from Brachypodium distachyon (stiff brome), 1379 nucleotides. RefSeq names its product 7-methylguanosine phosphate-specific 5'-nucleotidase. The record is from RefSeq and is a predicted model, not a curated record. The transcript is spliced from 9 exons. NCBI's taxonomy places the organism in Eukaryota, Viridiplantae, Streptophyta, Magnoliopsida, Poales, Poaceae. Gene Ontology annotation, cellular component: cytoplasm. Bases 76 to 1146 code for a protein of 356 amino acids. Gene Ontology annotation, molecular function: magnesium ion binding; 5'-nucleotidase activity.